AGUAGAUCGAAGAUCCAAUUAAUCUUGUCCUCAAGGCUCAGGCUCAGUCCGGCCUGUGAUGAUUUCGUUUUACACCAUAAAAUUGAUAUGCAGCCUUUUUAUGCGUUCUGUGCCUUGAUUUAAAUAAAGUCAUGGAUCGAGGAGGAUAUGAUAGGAUUCUAGCUGGCUUAUUUUGGCACAAGCUCUGAGGAGUCUUCAUUGAACACUAUGUCAGGCUUCAAGGCCAAGCACCAAGCACUGCAGAUUCUGCAGCGUCUUGCUUCUGGUGAAAAGCUUCCAGGCAAGGAGAGAAACCCAACUUUCUCACCUCGGAAACCUGGCAUCAGGAACUCGGAUGAUAUCCUCAAGGAAAAGUACAAUGAACUUGCCGAGCUGGUGGCCCUGCAGCGCCUUGAAAAGCAGGCAGUGUCAUCUUUGCAGAAGAUGUAUGUCAGUCCACCGAAAGGGGAGAGGAGAUCUCGGAGGAGAAGAAGGGAUGGAGAAACAAGGACGAAGAGGAAGGAGGAUAACGAAAGGAAAGAAUCAAAGAAGCAGAGGCCAAUGUCUGCUUCAUCCACAUCAUCCUAUUCAUCUUCUGCAUCAUUUACCUCAAGGGCAUCCUCAAUGUCAAAUUCUUCGAGGUCAUCCUCAAUGUCAAAUUCAUCAAGGUCAUCUUCAAUGUCAUCUAGGUCAAAUGUAUCAAGAUCAUCUGCUUCAUCAAAUACUUCAAGGGCAUCCACAAUGUCAAAUUCCUCAAGGUCAUCCACAAGGUCAAAGUCAUCAUCUACUCCAAAACCAGUUGAGAGGCACUUUGUCACCAUUGUAGAGGAGGAAGAGGAAGAGGAAGUUGUGAAUCAAGAUGACAUCAAGGAAAGACAGGUUGUCCAGUUUGACAAAGACCUAGCUCAAGAGAACAAGGAGGAAGCCGAGCGCAAGAAGGAGGCCUCAAAACGUAGAAGGCAGGUUUCGUUUGUCCUGGAAACGCAGGAAAAGAGCAGUGAUGAUGAUGACGAUAUGGAUGAUGAAGAAGAGAAUGUUCCUGAUGAGGAUGAGAGAUAUGUCCCUGGAGAGGAGAGUUCAUCUUCUUCUAGGUCGCAGGAUUAUGAUAGAAGUCGUGAUAAUGCAGGUGAUCCCACACCUCGUUACAUUGAGAUUGAGGAUAGUAUACUGAGGGAGAUUCUCAGUCCAAGGUCUCCUCGUCGUGGUUUUAAGUUAUCACAGAAGUCAGAGGACAGGGAUAGAUCGAAAUCACCCCAGCGGAAAGCACGUAGUCCAUCCCCGAAGAGGGCAUGGGAAGUACCAAACACUUUACCGCUUCCCCCAAGACCUGUCAAAGACAUAAAACCCUGUGAUCAUAAGUUGAGCAACACCGACAAUCCUGAAAUAAAGAAGUGGCUGCGUCACAAGAAUGCUCUGAUUCGACGGGAGAGGAAGGCAGAGUUGCAGAAAGAGAGGGAGAAGCAAAGAGCUGCAGAGGCAUCCAGUCAGAAACGGGUUGAAAGACUUGUGGAAUCUGAGGAAUUCUAUGAUACCUGGGUGAAGCAGAAGAAAAAAGACCUGAGGAGGAAGCACAGAGAUGAACGCCGUCUUGCCAAAGAGGAAAGGAGGAGGCAAGAAGAAGAAAGGGCUAGAAGAGAAAAGCUAUUCCAGGAAAAGAUCACCAUGUCUGUUUCUUCUUUUGGUGAGAGAGUCCCGACACCAAGAAAAGAGAAACAGAUAAGGAAGCAGUCGGGGAAAUCCAGUGGUGAAGACAAUAGUCCCAAGACCAAAUUGAAUAUUAGAAAAGCGAAAGACAAGGGUUCAGAAAUUGAUGGACAGCAGAGGUUUCCAUCUUCGAAUCCUUUCAAGGGAGUGACAUAUGAUGAAUGGAUGAAGCAAAAGAUGAAGCAAGAUGAGAUUAACAAAAAGAAGGAAAGACAAAAGAAAAAGAUUGAUCCUGACUUGGAGGACAUCAUCCCACAGGUUGCUAAAGAAAGGAUUGAAAGAGCCAAGAGUGGGAAGGGGAGGAGGGUCAGCAGUGCUUUGGGAAAGAAGGAUGAGAGACCGGAAUGCGAUCGUGCUGCAACCGAAAAGACGGAUGCGCCAAAACCUUACAGGUGGUCCAACGAUUCUACAAGCACCUCCGAUAAACAUUCCAAACAAAGCAGUGCACACGGCAAAGGGGGGCUUCACAGACCAUCCACUGCUAAAAAUCACCUCCGCAAUGCACCCAACCAAGAGAGGGUACCAUCGACCAAUCCUGGCAAGGUUCAUGGUCCUAGAGUCUUUUCGCCGUCUUUCGCCCGUCCAGAGCCGCAGGGUAGUGAGAGUAACGAUGAUCAUUCGGAACAUAAUGGAAAUAAGGGUAAGCCAAUACUGCAUAGAAACACGGCUGGUAAGAAUGAUAAGGUUGGCAAUCAAAACGAAGAAGGGCUUGUCUGGGAAAAGGCUUUGGUGAAAGCAAACCCUGCACAGCCAGUUGCAGACCCUGAAGACUUGUCAAUCUUUUUGACAGAAUUCGAUGGGUAGUUAGACAUAAAGUUUUACCCCACUAUUAUCAAACCAGAAUGUUUCGAUUGCAUGUAUAGCUUAUCCUUGAGCAACAAAAAAAGAGUGAGUCAUAUUUAAUAUGCCUGGACCCUGUUGCAUAAACAUUACUGUAUAACCUUGCCAUCCAACUUUACUGAAAUCCUUGAAUUUGAUUGGGUGAUUAGCAUUGUUACCAUGGUAGUUACCAUUGGAUGGCAAAGUUACUUUUUUAUGCAAUGGGGCCCUGGUGCCAGUUGUUUGUAUCAUGUGCAGAAGCAAAAGGCAAAAUAUUUCUAUUUUAAAAUACUAGUAAAAGAGUAAAUUGCUCCUUAUGACAAUUUGUUAUUGUCAAUAAAUUGUUUUCCACUAUUGAGCUCAGUUUUAAUAUGAACAGGAAAUACGAAUAUUCGUAGCUCUUCCACGAUUUGUCAAUUACACUCAGCGUUUAUUCCAAAUUGCACCAUGAUACGCAAAUUAAGGGACAAUCAUACUUUCAGUUCAAAGCUUUGAUUAGUAUUUAGAAGCACAUGGCCUUAUCCUGAAAUAAGUCACCUCUCUUCUCAUGUGUGUCAGUGUGUGUGCGCUUGUGGUGUACAAAGUCAAUGGGAGAUGAAAGAAGUCACCGCCGCUGAUUGAAAUGAACGGCAGUGAAUGGAGUGGUGACUUAACCAGGAUAAUGCCAAGCACAUCUGCAGAACUGAAAUUACAUGUACAAGGUACACAUACUUUUUUGUUUAUUCUUUUUUAAUUAUCCUUAUUGCAAUGCCUUUUCACAUCACUUAAUUCUUUCCAGUUAGAAAUGGACAAAAUUAUCAAAGGGCUGCAUUUUUAUGGAGAAACAAGAUGGGGGGAAUUUCACUUUCAUGGGAAUAGUAUUGGAGGGUGGGGGGGGGGUUAUGAGAGAUCAUUGCGGAGGAUCAUGCAUGUAAUAAACAGAGUACUUCAAAGCAAAUGUGUGUCCUGUGUAUAUCAACCAAGUAUUUAUUGGUAUUAUUGUAGUACUCAUUAUCGAAUUCAGGCUUUGUAUUUAAAGGAUUAUUUUGUGAAAAUAUAAGCUUGCAUUACACCAUCCCAGCAUUUUAAAAAAAUGAAUGUCUCACUUAUGAGAACAGGGAGUCUACCCACCUUUAUUACAGUACAGUUAUUUUAGAAACAAACUCUUCUCUAUAAUGGUAAGGUUUACUUGAAACUACAUGUAUGUUUCUACCGGACUUUGGAGAAAGACUGGUCUGGCUGUGUAUUCAUCAACAUGCUUUCACAUUGCAUAAAAAUUUUAAUUUUGUGAAUAAAUUCACCUUGAAGUCUAUGAAAAUGCAGUGAUAGCACAUCGUUUGUGCAGAUUUAUAGUACAUUGACAUUGAUUUGUAUAUCUUGUUUUGAUAUAUACUUGGGUGGCAUGUACUUGUAUAUUUUUUUAAAUGAGAAUAGGGAUUCUUGCUAACCAACUUGAUUACAGCACAGUUGUGUAACAAUGUUGUGUAACAAUGUUGGUUAAGGAUAUAAUUUCUUUGUCCUGCCCUUACCGAAGGAAUCAUUGUGUUGAUUGAUAUAUAAUUUAAAUGGUUAGGCCUACAGCUUCUUUUCCCAAAAGUUACAUUUAAAGUUUUGAUUUUUUAAUACUCUGAAGGUUCAAUAUUCUGAAGUUAUGUUUGUCUGCGAAGUUUUGUUAAACCAGUUUGUUAUUCUGAAAAUGAACUUAGAUUGAUAAUCCGAACCUUGGUUAAUCCAAAAAUAAAGUAUAGUUCUUUAUUUUGAAGUUCUGAUAAUGAAAAAGUGAGUUAUCUUUGUACUUUUUUUGUUUUAUUUUCGGAUUAUCAAGCCAGGGGAUUGGGAAUAAGAAUUCUUCAUUCAUUUUAUCAUUGGAUUAUCAAACCUUCAGAAUAAUAUACCCUAUUUACUUUUCAGAUGAACCUUAGAAUAACAAGCAUGCAAAAUAAUGCCACAAAUUUUUAAUGAAUGAAUCCUUUUUCUUCAUCUGGGUAUAUGAAAUUUGCGUUUUUCAAAUUAUUCAAACCUAUAAACCGGAUUAGUCAUAAACUGUAUUACGACUGAUCCCAUAAUUAUGUUGCUUAUAUCCAUUUCUAUACAUGGCCAGUGAUCAAUUUUGAAGUAUUUAUUGGAGAUGAACAAAAUGUUUUGUCAUGUAAUGAUGUGAUAUUUGUGAUAGUAAAUGGAUUAUAUUUUUGUGAAAUAUAUAGUACAGUGGAUUGUUUUAUAAAUUAAAAGUGAAAAAUGUUUGAAAAGUACAAUAUGAAUUUCAAAGCCAAUCAUUAUUAACUUCUUAUUAUAAAAUUCAAACUUGAUAUUAGUGAAUUCAAUUCAUUUAUUUCUACAUUACAAAAAAAAAAUCAUAUACUGGGAUAUUCAACUAAUAUUCAAAUUUUCAAGAAUUUAGAGAAUUUUACAGUGUGAUAUGUAGGCAGCUAGAAAAUAUAAAAAUAUAUUAUUUUUGUUAAUGCAGCCAAUGAACAAAUAUAGUGCUUUCAUACAGGUAUUUUUAUCUUGCAAUAGGGAGCAAUGAAGUUUGUAUUUUCACUGAUAUAAUGUGUUGUAAAAUUUUGUACAAAAUUGUGUCAUAGUUUGUGCAAUCUCAGGUAGUAAUUUUUUAGCUUGAAGCAAAAUGUUUGUUGUGUUUAUAAUCGAAAUGUUAAAUCUCUGUUCUCUCUAAACAUCUUUUUUAUUUUCCUUUCAGAGUGCAAAUGUGCAGUGUUGAAUUUAAAUGUGUACUGUACAAAUCACAUGUGAUAUGUAUCAAAUUGUUCCAACAAAAAAUAGAAGUCAAACAUUCAAAUGCAAAAUUAAUACUGUACAUGUCAACCUAACCCCCAAAAAUGUGCUUUGUAAAAAUAGUGAAUUGAGACUAAACGAAAUAUUGCUUAUAUAUCAAAGAUUUAAUUCAAGUU
Molecule: messenger RNA, 5390 nt
Organism: Lytechinus variegatus (green sea urchin)
Lineage: Eukaryota; Metazoa; Echinodermata; Echinoidea; Temnopleuroida; Toxopneustidae
Product: myb-like protein X
Exons: 2
Coding region: 208-2487 (759 amino acids)
Source: RefSeq, a predicted model, not a curated record